Danio aesculapii is the source of this 4226-nucleotide messenger RNA. RefSeq names its product E3 ubiquitin/ISG15 ligase TRIM25-like. The record is from RefSeq and is a predicted model, not a curated record. Gene Ontology annotation, molecular function: protein binding; zinc ion binding. The coding region runs from base 85 to 1746 and encodes 553 amino acids. The transcript has 6 exons. NCBI's taxonomy places the organism in Eukaryota, Metazoa, Chordata, Actinopteri, Cypriniformes, Danionidae.
CGCGGGCUUUACUUGGUGGCUUUGCUCUUCCUGCUUUAUGUUAUAUCACUUCUAUCUUGGGAAACCCGUUUUUUGUUCAGUAAAAUGGCAAAAUCCAGUGUUUCUUUGGCUCAGGAGGAUCAGUUCAACUGUUUAAUUUGUCUGGAUCUACUGAAGGAUCCAGUGGCCAUUCCCUGUGGACACAGUUACUGUAUGAGCUGUAUUUCAGGCUGCUGGGAUCAGGAUGAGCAGAGGGGAGUCUACAGCUGCCCUCAGUGCAGACAGACCUUCACUCCAAGACCUGCUUUAGGGAAAAACACCAUACUGGCAGAAGUGGUGGAGAAUAUCAGGAAGAGAAAACUAGAAUCUGCUCGUCCUGCUCAGUGCUACUCUGAAUCUGCAGAGGUGGAGUGUGACGUUUGUACUGGGAGAAAAAAUAAAGCUGUGAAGUCCUGUCUAGUGUGUCUGGAAUCUUAUUGUCAGAUUCAUUUUGAACGUCAUGAAGAAUUUCACUCUAGAAAGCAACACAAAGUGACUGAUGCCACUGGACGACUGCAGGAGAUGAUCUGCCCUCAACAUGACAGACUGCUAGAAAUGUACUGCAGAACUGACCAGUGCUGUAUUUGCAUGCUGUGCUUGAUGAAUGAACACAAGACCCAUGAAACUGUAUUACCAGCUGAAGAGAGAGCAGAGAAACAGAAACAUUUUAAAGAGACACUUCAGCCAAAAAUGGAGGAGAGACAGGUGGGGCAACAGAUGCUGAGAACGACUGUAAAGUCUCACAAGCGCUCUGCACAGGCAGCAGUGGACAACACUGAGGCAAUGUUUAAUGAGCUCAUCCAGUUCAUUGAGAGAACCCGCUCCGACGUGACACAGCUGAUCAGAGAACAGGAAAAGGCUUCAGUGAGUGAAGCUGAAGGACGACUGAAGCGACUGGAGCAGGAGAUCGAUGAUCUGAGGAGGAGAGGCGCUGAGCUGGAGCAGCUUUCAUGCACAAACAAUGACAUCUAUUUCCUCCAGAGUUUCCAGUCUCUCUCUGUUCCUCCUGGAUCUACAGACUCAUCCAGCAUCAGUUCUCGUCUCUCUUUUGAUGAUUUGAUAACGUUGGUCUCUCAGCUGAAAGAGAAACUCCAGCAGACUGUUAAGGAAGAGAAAGCAAAGUUAUUUCAAACAGUGGAAUGCAUCAAUGUGAUUCCCACCCCUAAAGUCAAGAACAGGAGGAAUAAGUUACUACAAUAUUACAAGCAGCUGACAUUGGACUCAAACACAGCUUUUAAAUCCUUGAGGCUGUCUGAGGGGAACAGAGUGGCGACCAGAUUGAGAUAUGCUCUGCGGUAUCCUAAUCACCCUGACAGAUUUGAUCGUUUUGGUCAGGUAUUGUGUACAGAGAGUGUCCGUAGACGCUGUUACUGGGAGGUUGAGUGGAGUGGCAGAGGAAUGUGUGUAUCAGUAUCAUACAAGACCAUAAAAAGAAAAGGAUGGGGAAAUGAAUGUCUUUUUGGAUGUAAUGAUCAGUCUUGGAGUUUGUACUGCUCUGACACCAGAUGUUUAUUCAGGCACAAUAACCAAGGGACUGAACUCCCAAUAGUGUCCAGCUCAUCUAGAAUAGGAGUGUAUGUGGAUCACAGUGCAGGAACUCUGUCCUUCUACAGCAUCUCUGACACAAAGAGCCUCAUUCACAAAGUCCACACCACAUUCACUAAGCCGCUCUACCCUGGGUUUGAGGUUUACAGUUGUUCUGAAGUAAAAUUGUGUGAUCAAGCAUAACAGACAGACCUUUGCAGAUAAGGUGCUUUUCCAUUAGAGCUGCAUGAUUAAUUGUUAAAAUACUGCCAUCUCUCAAAUGACAGCAGUUUGCAUGUCUAUUUAACAUUUGACAAGUAUGAUCACAGUGUUUGCUCAAAUCUGAUUUGAACUGUUACAGAGAGCAGUCGUCAUGUAUAGUUAUGAAACUGACGUUGAUAUUUGGUUGUUUUUAGGUUGCGUUGAUAAGUGACCAAAAUCCAACAUCGUGCCAACAUCCAAUAGCUGUCAUAGUGGUAAUAUAUAAACAACGCAACCCAGGCUCAUUCUGAUGAUGUACUUCUAUAUACAUUUCUGGAGACCCCCAAAUACGUGCCAGGAGCUACUUUUUUUGCAGUUUUUGUUUUCGUGAAUCCACGAGAGGCCUCUGUGUAUGUUUUUUUAAGAACCUAAAUUUCUCUCGUGAGUGACAUUUGUGCCUGCGGUUCUCGCGUAAAUCCUGGCCUCUGUCGACUGAAUGUUUGUCUGACUGACCGAUUGACUGACCCACCCAAUUCCCUAAACCAAACCGACAAAUUUAAAGAGCAAUUCAUAAAAAGAAAAGCCCUUGUCUGAUUUUUACCACAUUCCCACCCUGUUAUUUACUUGUCUGUUUUAUUUUUUGGCUUCUGUUUUUGUCUUACCUGCUUUCUGAAACCGUUCUUCAUCGUCGUCGUGGUCAUCUCCUCUCUGCGUCUCAAGUCCACCGACGUACAUGGUGAGCUAACUGGACAAACUGAAAACAGCGGGAAAAGCCGUCCAUAUGGAGGUAAGCGGCCAGCUAGUAAGCGUGAAAUGGAACGGCGUCAUAUCGCCCUGUAGCACUUACUUAAAAAAAUUAAAUGCAGCCAUGCGUACUUCUGGCUACAUAAUUCACAAUCUCCAGAAAUGUAUAGAGAGCUACGUUUUCAGAAUGAGCCUAUGUUACAGCAACAUCAAGCUGUAACAUCAUUAGACGUUGAUAUUUGGUUGUUUUUAGGUUGCAGUUGAAAGUGACCUAAAUGUAACAUUUGUCUGACAUUGGACACUGACGUCGGUCUGACGUUAACCCGAUUUCAAUUUCGUUUAAACCAAAUGCAACGUCUCACGUUAUUUGUUACCUAAUGAGCGUUCAAAAUAGAACUUGUAGAUUGUAUCAGUAAUAAGCAAGUGGCAAAAAACAGGGUUGCAUUUGUUCAAAAAUACUGAAUCUUCCAGCAAGUAAGAUCUUUAUGAAUGUUACUGAAUCUUACAUUCAAACCAUGAUUAAAAGACAUUAAAGUUAACAGCUAUAUAAACUCAACUGUUUUUAAAAAUUUAUUUAGUUUUCUGUGUUGUUGUCUGUUUUAGAAUCCUGUAAGAAUUGUUCACAGUUUCUCUAGAAAUGUGCAGCUCUGUUUUCCACAUAUUGCACUGUUUUGGGUACAGGAGCUCUUUGAAAAAAAAGAGAAAAAAAAAAGGGGGGGUGGCAUUAAUAAAAUUUACGAUAUAGCAUAUUCAUGCACCACAAACCUUCAUAAGAUCUGACCUUGUUAAAUCAACCCUUUGAUGAUUAUGGAGGUUAUGUUUAAACCCAUAUGUAACAAAAAUGGAUCCCACCUCUCAUGAAAUAAAACAUCUUUGCCAUGUAAGACACAAGUUAAGUAGUCCAGUGGUACAUAUUCAAGUAUUACCCUGUGCCAUAAAGACUUUGUAGGAGUUUUGUCCUUUAUCCAGUUCAGGAGAAUACAUUUUCUUGCACAAAAUAUCAGGAACUUGCAAAGUGUUUUUUAUUUGUCCAUAUUAAUCUUGUUGAAUAUCCCAAGCAGCAUAUGCUUGGGGUCACAACCAAUAUUAAUAGAUAAAAUACCAUUAAUUUCUUGUUCAAUCAUGGACCAGAACUUUUGAAUUUCCCUGCAAAGCCAGAAACAAUGAACAAGGUGUCCUUCCUCAGUUUUACAUUUUCAAGACACAUUGGUGACAACUCCUCUUUAAACUUGUGCCUCCAUGAGGGAGAGAUGUGAGCUCUAUGUAGAAUUUUCAGUUGCAUUGCUUUUACUCUGUUACAUACACUUAGGGAUGUUGCAUUUUUCCAAGCUUCCUUGCAUUGAUCAUCUGUGAUUCUUUUUGCUAUUGUUGUUACUAGUAAAUGUGAUUUUCUGCUGCAUUCUCCACUGCCGUUUAAACUGAGGUGUCUAUACAGCGAUGCAAGACUGAAGAAAAGAUUGUUACACUGUAAACAAAUCCUGGUUGCCUUCAGUUUUUAAGCUGAAUCUUGAACUUAAAACUGCUUACGUAACGUAUGAAAUUAAGUUAGAACAUGAUUAACUUAGUUUGAUAACUUACAAUGAACUAAAAACGUGCUGUCAGCACUAAUUGUUCAUACACUUUUUUUACAGAGUAGAAAACAUGUAUAUCAGACUUAUGAUGUGUAUAAGAAGAAAAUAAAUCUGCCUUGUUUUGUAUGACUAUUUGCUCAUUCAUAAUAAAAUUUUAAUGACAAUGUA